AAAACAAGAAGAUGGGAGCAAAGGGUUGGGGGGAGUAUCCUCAAGUUUCUAAUGUUUCAAAGUCUUUACCUUCCACAAUCUCAAGAAGACUUUGAUUUCUUCUACUUUGUUGUUCAGUGGCCAGGAGCCUAUUGUGAUACAAACCGUUCUUGUUGCUAUCCAACAUCCGGCAAACCUGCGGCAGAUUUUGGCAUCCACGGUCUUUGGCCUAAUUAUAACAGUAGUUCAUGGCCAUCAAAUUGCGAUCCCGACAGCAAAUUUGACAGGUCUCAGAUAGAGGAUCUGCUAAGUAGUAUGAAAAAGAAUUGGCCAACACUAUCGUGUCCGAGCAACGAAGGGUUCAAGUUUUGGAAACACGAAUGGGAGAAGCAUGGCACGUGCGCAGAAUCAAUAGAGGAUCUGCUAAGUAGUAUGAAAAAUAAUUGGCCAACACUAUCGUGCCCGAGCAACGAAGGGUUCAAGUUUUGGGAACACGAAUGGGAGAAGCAUGGCACGUGCGCAGAAUCAGAAAUGGACCAACACGAAUACUUUGAGAUUGCUCUUAAACUCAAAGACAAAGCCAAUCUACUCCAAAUCCUCGCUAACUCCGGAAUUAAUCCGGAUGAUGGAUUCUACGAUCUGAAAAAGAUCACCAACGCGAUAAAAGAUGGGAUUGGAUUUGCACCAGGACUCCAAUGCAACAAAGAUCGGAAGCAUAAUGCCCAGCUAUAUCAGAUCUACAUUUGUGUUGAUACAUCAGGAACUGAGUUUAUCGAAUGUCCAGUUUUGCCUAAAGGAAGAUGUCCAUCUAAACUCCAGUUUGCUAAGUUCUAA
Molecule: messenger RNA, 813 nt
Organism: Camelina sativa (false flax)
Lineage: Eukaryota; Viridiplantae; Streptophyta; Magnoliopsida; Brassicales; Brassicaceae
Source: RefSeq, a predicted model, not a curated record